AUGGCUCUCCCCGCAUGGAAUCUUCUCAAAGGCAAGACUGCCGCGAUAACGGGUGGCACAACUGGAAUUGGUCGAGGGAUUGUUCUCGAAUUUAUUCGCCAAGGAUGCAAUGUUGCCGUGAAUCACCUUGGACUACCUAAAGAUGAAGCCCAUCGUCAUAGUCUCCUUGAAGAAGUCAAGGCCAUUGAGAGGCAAGGAAUUCAGGCAGGAAAGGUGCUAGAGAUCGCAGGGGACGUCACCUCCCCCGAAACCAGUACCACGCUUAUUCAAGAAGCUGUUGGGCAAUGGGGGAAGUUGGACAUAUUCGUCGCCAAUGCGGGAGUCUUCAAACAAGCCGAAUUCUUAAAAAUUGAGCCCGCCCUCCUGAACCACAGUGUCGACGUCAACAUCAAGGGCGCCUUUUACUCUUGUCAAGCGGCCGCUCGUCAGAUGGUAAAGCAAGGACACGGAGGGUCAAUAAUUGGCAUUUCAUCCGUCAGCGCUUUGGUUGGCGGAGGCCUCCAGACCCAUUAUACGCCCACAAAAGCAGCAAUUUUGUCCAUGAUGCAGUCUAUGGCUAUCUCGCUGGGCAAGGAUCAGAUUCGAUGCAAUGCAUUGAUGCCAGGCACUAUCAAUACUCAGCUCGCUGAUCACGAUAUGAAGAAUCCCACCAAGAAAGCAGCUCUUGAGGCGCGAAUCCCGCUCGGUCGUAUCGGGAGUCCAGAGGAUAUUGCAGGUCCAGCAGUAUUUUUGGCCUGUGAGGAGAUGAGCCGGUAUGUGAAUGCAUCUGGCUUGUUGGCGGAUGGGGGGAUGUUCAGUAAUCUACAAUAA
Messenger RNA from Penicillium soppii, 810 nucleotides. Its product is annotated as SDR family NAD(P)-dependent oxidoreductase. The coding region runs from base 1 to 810 and encodes 269 amino acids. Lineage: Eukaryota; Fungi; Ascomycota; Eurotiomycetes; Eurotiales; Aspergillaceae. Gene Ontology annotation, molecular function: oxidoreductase activity, acting on the CH-OH group of donors, NAD or NADP as acceptor. The transcript has 2 exons. The record is from RefSeq and is a predicted model, not a curated record.